GAUCUAAAGAGAGUGAACUUACCAGAGUUGUCAUGAGCUUCCAAUUUGAGGGUGACUUUUGGGAUCGAUACUGGACAUGUCGCGUAUUGGAAGCUGACAAGCCAACUGCGAGGAAGUAUCGAGAGGCUGCAAGUCAGGUAUGGAACCAAGCUAACAAAGAUUAUAAGAGGUCUUACUUCCAGGCCGCCAGAAGGGUGAAAAGGACAUUCAUUGGGGAUUACCCAAAAGUGAGCGGCACCGAAUGGAUCAUGUCGUACCGAUGGCGUGUCGAUUUGAUGGACGCCUUUAAGUUUGACCAAACUCCUUGGCAACGACGAAGAGUUCCAGGCGUGGUUGUGUAUGUGCAGAAAGGAGGAGAGCACGUAGAACGAGGGAAUCCCUGAGGAGGAGACCGAGGAACCAGACUACGACGCUCUCGACAUCACAACGUACAGCUACUUCGUCACGACGAAGUUGAUUAAAAAAGUUCAGCAGAUUCUCCAGUUGGUAGAAGGAGAUCUAGAAGAGAACAUUGCACAAAUCGUGCAGUGGGGAAACCGAGAAAAGGAUAGAGACGCCGAGAAACCACGAUGGACCUACCACGACGAGAGUCGAUAUCG
Molecule: messenger RNA, 599 nt
Organism: Colletotrichum godetiae
Lineage: Eukaryota; Fungi; Ascomycota; Sordariomycetes; Glomerellales; Glomerellaceae
Exons: 2
Coding region: 33-383 (116 amino acids)
Source: RefSeq, a predicted model, not a curated record